Oppiella nova is the source of this 858-nucleotide messenger RNA. Lineage: Eukaryota; Metazoa; Arthropoda; Arachnida; Sarcoptiformes; Oppiidae. The record is from the annotation of a GenBank genome assembly.
UUUUAACCAAAACUCUAGAUUCACAUUAAGUUUAAGAUUUUUUGCUUUAGACUAAAAUUCAUGACGACUUCCAGAGAUUUCACGGGCAAAGUAGUGCUGAUCACCGGCUCCGGCGGUGGCAUCGGUGCUGUCACUGCCGUAGAGUUCGCUCGACUCGGGGCUCAUGUGGUGGUCACCGAUCGCAUGAAGGAUAGGGUGUCCGCUGUGGCCAAACAGUGCGCUGAGGCGUCGCCUACCGGUGCUAAAGCCCUGGAAGUGGUGGCCGAUAUCACCAACGAUGACGACUGUCGCCGAUUAGUCUCAGACACUAUUAAGACGUUCAAAAAGUUGGACAUUUUGGUCAACAACGCGGGUCGGGGUGUAGUGUCGAGCAUAUGGGACGAGGAUAUCCUCGACAAGUAUGAGCUCCUUAUGAACACAAACCUCCGGUCAGUCGUAUGGUUGACUCACUUAUGUGUCGAGCAUUUGGAGAAAACUAAGGGUAAUAUCGUUAACAUAUCGAGCGUUGCGGCCCUUAAACCGGCGGCGCUGGAUAUGUUCACAAAGUGCGUAGCCCUUGAGUUGGGCCCCAAAGGCAUCCGGGCUAACGUUGUUACUCCCGGUCCAGUUAAGACCGAGUUUAUCGAAAACAUUCAUAACGUGACUAAAGCGAAAUCCGAUGAAUUAUACGCAGAGAGGGCCAAGAAGUGUCCGAUGGGACGGGUGGGUGAACCCAUGGAUGUGACAAAAGCCGUGUUGUAUAUGACGUCAGAUGACGCGUCGUUUGUGACCGGAUCCAACUUCGUGGUCGAUGGCGGCGCCCAAUAUGUCUAACCCUCAUAUUUAUCACAUUGCGGCCAUGUCUUAUUUAUUGGCCUA